AUGAUGUUAUCUUUCCAAAUAAUGGAAAUAACAUUGAUCGAUGGCUGGGUCUUAAGUACAUCGUGUGUGAUGGAUGAGGACCGUGGGAUGCAAGUGGGAAUAGGAGCGAGGUGCUGCGACCAGCGGAUCGGGUGCGGGCGCGGGCGCAGGCGGUGGUCGGUGAAAGUGCGUUGGAACGGGUUUGCGAACCGCUUUGUAGUGAUAAACGGGAACACGAUACGUACACAGCAUGUGAAAACGGGCCGUGGUAAGGUCGAGCGUUACGCCGUUUUGAAAGUGAGAUGCGAGGUGCCAGGAGAGCAACAAAUUAAGUCCCCAGCGUGGGAGGUCCCGCCCACGGCCCGCUCGCGCCAUCGUUUGAGAGCCAAACGCGAUAACGGCUUGCCGAAGGGAAAACUUAAAUAUAUCCAAAGACUUACAUAG
Molecule: messenger RNA, 423 nt
Organism: Danaus chrysippus (African queen)
Lineage: Eukaryota; Metazoa; Arthropoda; Insecta; Lepidoptera; Nymphalidae
Source: the annotation of a GenBank genome assembly